This is a messenger RNA of Rhinichthys klamathensis goyatoka, 1615 nucleotides long. RefSeq names its product coagulation factor IIIa (gene f3a). The record is from RefSeq and is a predicted model, not a curated record. Gene Ontology annotation, biological process: blood coagulation. Gene Ontology annotation, cellular component: membrane. Lineage: Eukaryota; Metazoa; Chordata; Actinopteri; Cypriniformes; Leuciscidae. Gene Ontology annotation, molecular function: protein binding. The transcript has 6 exons. The coding region runs from base 154 to 1035 and encodes 293 amino acids.
UGACUAGGUUUGUUGCGCUCACACACAAUCAGGAGGACUUUAUAAACCACUUGGGAGCAGGAUACACUAUCAUAUUUUUUAUCCUACCUGGUUAAAGGAGUUUUAUUUGGUCUACGUACUGUAGUUGGAUUAGUACUGUCACCUUGGGACAACAUGGAAAGCAACAGGCAAAUGAAAUUUCGCAUGCUUGUAUUGGUCCUGGUUUCAUUUUUCACGAAGGCUUACGCCUCAGACAUCUUUCCAAAAGCACAGAGAGUAGCCUGGUCCUCUUUUAAUUUUAAAUCCAUGUUAACAUGGAGUCCAAAACCAACGAAUUAUUCCUACACUGUUGAAUUUUCAGAACCGAGCCAGGACAGACAACGGACGCCACACUGUAUCAGGACUAUGGAAACUGAAUGCGACCUGACUGCAGAAUUAAAAAACCUAAAGGCCAGUUACAAAGCCGACAUCCUGUCUGAACCCAUGCGGGGCGUCUCCUUGGAUUUGGUUGAGUUCCCUCAUGUCACUUCUGAGAGAUUCUCCCCUUAUUAUGACACUGGCAUUGGCAGACCAGAGUUUAAAAUAGAAGUAAACAAUGACGAGAGGAAGACGACACUGCUUGUAACGGAUGUCCCCACAGCUCUCUUUAAUAAUCUUAAUGAGAGACUGAACAUUCGGGAUGUUUUUGGGGACGACCUGCUUUAUAAGGUUAUCUACAGGAAAGCCAAGAGCACAGGAAAGAAAGAGAUGACCAGUAAAAGCAGCACCAUUGAGCUGACGGAUUUGGACCAAGGAGUGAGUUACUGUUUCAACAUUCAGGUCUACCUCCCCUCCCGCGCUCUGGACAAACAACACGGGCAGCUCAGCCACAUCCAGUGCUCUCCAGAAGAUGACGCAUCAUUCUUUGAAGAGUACGGCAUAGGUGUCAUCGUCGGAGCCAUUUUUAUUAUCAUUCUGGCAAUGACAACAAUCAUUAUUGUCAUCGUGAUGUGCUGCAGGCGACGAAAGCAACCGAAAAACACAGGAAAAGAGGGAUUACCAUUGAACGGUGUGUGAGGAAUGCGGAUGCUCUUUUUGGUACGUCUAAAUUAGACUCUCCCUUAUGAAGGGAGGAUGGUGUGCCGUUUUUCUAUAAAAAAAAAUAGUGUUUCUGUGAAACCUCAAAAUGCAGAUAUGUUAGACAUAUAAUUUAGCAAGACAAGACCUUUAUAUUGUCAGGUGGCGGGUUCUUUAGUCUGGCACUGAAGUGUACUGUAUAAACAUUUUUAUAAGCACUGCCUCUUUCAUCUACUUGCUAACAAAUGGAAAUACUGUACGAUUUAAGAGAGGUUUUUUGUACGCACUUGGGAGAAUCAAAAUCAGAUAAUAUUUUAUGGAAUGAAAGAACUAAUUUAUUUUUUUUAGCUAAUAUUGUAAACUGUAUUCGUUUUUUAAAGUAUUUUUGUUGUAAGAGUGAAACGCUCUUUUAAUUUAAGUUUUAUCACAUUGCAACUGUACAUGGCUAACCAUUAAUCAAAAAAUGAUGUUAUAUCUGGUGUAUUGUUGCCAUUUUGGUGCAUAAACUUUAUGAUUAUACUUCAGACCUGUGAAUCCAGUAAAAAUGGUACUGAUGUGGAUUUAAAAACACACAAAUAAA